Closterium sp. NIES-67 is the source of this 328-nucleotide messenger RNA. Lineage: Eukaryota; Viridiplantae; Streptophyta; Zygnematophyceae; Desmidiales; Closteriaceae. The record is from the annotation of a GenBank genome assembly.
AGCUGGAAUUGACUGUACAGCACCAGUUUCGGCUCAGCCAACCAGAACUGGAGGAAUUGCAGCAGCAGCUAGAUUACUUGCUCGCGAAAGGAUUCAUCCGGCCUAGUUCAUCGCCAUACGCCGCCCCGAUACUGUUCACGCCAAAGAAUGACGGGGAAUUCCGAAUGGGCAUUGACUGUCACGCACUGAACCGAAUCACCAUAAAAUCACCCAGCCGACUUCCUUACCAAGCGGCUAGCUGAAGAGCCACACUGGCGCUGUGCGAGGAUGCGGGAAUGUCCUUGAACUAGAGACGGCGAAACAAGCCGACAGUCUGAGGGGAGUGUGU